Molecule: messenger RNA, 1113 nt
Organism: Paraphaeosphaeria sporulosa
Lineage: Eukaryota; Fungi; Ascomycota; Dothideomycetes; Pleosporales; Didymosphaeriaceae
Product: aspartate-semialdehyde dehydrogenase
Exons: 4
Coding region: 1-1113 (370 amino acids)
Biological process (GO): L-threonine biosynthetic process
Molecular function (GO): protein dimerization activity; aspartate-semialdehyde dehydrogenase (NADP+) activity; NAD binding
Source: RefSeq, a predicted model, not a curated record
AUGGAUGCUGAACACUUCACAUCAAAGACCAGCAACUUCCCCAAGAAGAAGUGCGGCGUUCUCGGCGCGACAGGCUCGGUCGGCCAACGUUUCAUUCUGCUACUUGCGCUCCACCCACACUUCGAGCUGCACGCCGUAGGUGCCUCAGAACGAUCGGCGGGUAAAAAGUACAAGGAUGCGGUGAAAUGGAAACAGGCGCUGCCGUUCAAUGAGCGCAUAGGCAACUUGGUCGUCAAAAAGUGCGUGGCAGAAGAAUUCGCAGAUUGCGAUCUCGUAUUCUCAGGCCUCGACAGCGAUGUUGCGGGUCAAGUUGAAAUGGACUUCCUGAAGGCCAAUCUCGCUGUCUUCUCCAACGCAAAGAACUACCGCCGCGAUCCCCUCGUCCCGCUCGUCGUCCCGACAGUCAACCUGCCACAUCUUGAUGUCAUUCCGCACCAAAGAAAACACCAUGGACUGGAGAAAGGUUUCUUGGUGUGCAAUUCGAACUGCGCCGUCAUCGGUAUAGUUAUUCCGUUCGCCGCACUCCAAGCCAAGUUCGGGCCCGUAGACCAGGUCUCGGUCGUCACCAUGCAAGCCGUCUCCGGCGCUGGAUAUCCUGGCGUCAGCAGCAUGGACAUCAUCGACAAUGUUGUGCCCUUUAUUUCGGGUGAGGAGGAUAAGCUCGAGACGGAGGCGCAGAAGAUAUUAGGCUCCGUCAACGGCGAAGUGACUGGCUUCGUAGACCAGCCCAUGAAGAUCUCCGCCGCAUGUAACCGCGUUCCAGUCCUUGAUGGACACACAGCAUGUGUAUCGUUGCGUUUCCAGCAGAGGCCUCCGCCGAGCGCCGAACAGGUCAAGCAGGCGAUGAGGGAGUACGUAUCCGACGUGCAAAAGCUGGGAUGCCCUUCUGCACCCAGCAGGGCAAUUGCAGUGAUGGACGAACCGGACCGCCCGCAACCUAGGUUGGAUCGUGAGACUGAUAGAGGCUAUGCGGUCAGUGUUGGACGCAUCCGAGAAGACGAAGCCGGCAUCUUUGACAUCAAAUUCGUUGCUCUUAGCCACAAUACCGUCAUCGGUGCGGCUGGUUCCUCCAUAUUGAACGCCGAAGCCGCGGUAUUAAAGGGAUACGCAUAG